UGAAUUCAUACAUUUACAUAUGUAUACACAUUAUCAAGAUAUUGACAAGUGCGCGCUAAGUAUAAUCUUACUUAUGAUAUAUAAACAUCGAUCAUGAUACCUGGAACCAGUUACCUUCAGUACCGCUGGGAAGUGUUCACACAAAGACGACCAUGUUGACCAGAAAUCUCGUCGCAUUGAUCUUCAUGUCCGUGAUGGCAAUGACAACAGCGCAGACGACAGGCUUCGGAAACAUCGGCACAGGGGGCGCUUUCCUGGCGGGACUGGCACUUCCGUUCAUCUUUAACCGCUUUCGGCGCCAACCUCUUCCGGUCGUGGUACCCUACCCUAUCCAAACCAACUUCAACCCAUUUAAUCCAUUCCCUGCUCCGAGGCCAUUCUUCCCUGGAGGCGGCUUUCCAGGAGUCGGCUUUCCCGGAGCCGGUCCAGGUCCAAUGUUCCCCGGCGGGUUCAUGGGAUAGACUGUCCAUAAUCCAUGACUGAUGUAUCAAUUGUAUGAUCAAUUUAAAGCUGGUAUAUUUUCA
Messenger RNA from Magallana angulata, 524 nucleotides. RefSeq lists its product as uncharacterized. Bases 153 to 461 code for a protein of 102 amino acids. The record is from RefSeq and is a predicted model, not a curated record. Lineage: Eukaryota; Metazoa; Mollusca; Bivalvia; Ostreida; Ostreidae. The transcript has 3 exons.